This is a messenger RNA of Mizuhopecten yessoensis (Yesso scallop), 1378 nucleotides long. RefSeq lists its product as uncharacterized. The record is from RefSeq and is a predicted model, not a curated record. The transcript has 8 exons. Lineage: Eukaryota; Metazoa; Mollusca; Bivalvia; Pectinida; Pectinidae. Bases 15 to 1049 code for a protein of 344 amino acids.
CAACACAGACAAGGAUGUACGUUGUUAACCUAUUUGUCGCUGUUUUCAUCUUGCCGACGAUUAUUGCUGCCUUUGAUGAAUGUACGUCUAAAGGACAGUGCACAGCCCUUGAUGGUGUUACCUGUGUGGCACAGGGGGACCAACGCUUAGAGAAAUGUAAUACGUACACAUGCAAGAAGAGUUACAAUGUUUUGAAAUACAAGGUCGUCAAAAAACUGCUAAAAUGUAAACGGCCUGACGGGACAUGCAUGGAGAUGGGUGUCGGAGAGAAGGACGAAACUAAAUGCACUACAGAGAGCUGUCGGCGGGCGAAAAACAGUGAUGGAACGUUUACAAUGACCUAUCGUGAAAAGUCAUUCGGUUGUCCAAUGAAGGAUGGUUCAUGUUUACUAUUUGGUAAGCGAAACCAAAUAAGAAACGAGGACAAGUGUCUAUACACAACGUGUACGAGAAAUAAAAACAAAAAGGGACAGUACAUUAGCAGGUUAAAGAACAAGUACUAUGGAUGUCCUAAUGAAGGAGUAUGUGAAGAUGCUGAAGCAACGAAAACCGUCAGUUGCACCACAUAUAUGUGUGUCCUUUCGAAAAGGCGCACCGUGAUGAAAUGGGACAUACUUAAGACAGGUUGUAAGACGGACGAAGGUUGUAAGUACGAUACGGACGAAUGGCCGGAUCUGGACGCGUCUUCCUGUGUUACCAGACGCUGUGACGUGACCUUAAAUACGAUGGACGGGACAUACAGCAGCGUCAACAGUGUGGCAAGGCAUGGGUGCCGUGCUUCAAACGGCACGUGCUACUAUAAUGGUGAGACGUGGUCGGAGGAGGACUGUUACACUAGGCGCUGUGACGUCAGUAUUACAGACAAAGGUGAAUCAAUGGCGGCACGUAACAUUGAAAGUGGCAUUUGCAAGGACGCUGAUGGGUCUUGUAAGGGUUACGGGGAGGCCAUGAAGUACCAGUCAGGUGCCGCCACGUUUGACUGCGUUUGUGAUGAAACCAAAUCUACACAGGGUUACCCACAAGGAAGACCGGUGUGCACCAGUCCGUAAUGUGUAUUGUUAGGUACCGCCUCGCUUGACUGCGUUUGUGAUGAAGCCAUAUCUACACAGGGUUACUAACAAGGAAGACCAAUGCGCUAUUGUCCGUAAUAGGAAUUCAUAGUUAACUGUCAUAUUAUCAUUACACGCGUUAUAUGAUAUGUAAGUUAUCGAGAUCCCCACGAAUUACACAAAUACAUCUUUACCAACCUGUUGACUUAUUUGUUUGUUUUAGAGCAUGGUAUAUGUUCGCUUCAAUUUAGUAGUUCAGUAACCAGCAGACGAAUCGUAAUUUAGUUGAUGGUGCUGUCGUUUAUGCUUUGUAGACUUUGAACUGUGUU